Messenger RNA from Gasterosteus aculeatus aculeatus (three-spined stickleback), 1176 nucleotides. RefSeq names its product dCTP pyrophosphatase 1 (gene dctpp1). Gene Ontology annotation, cellular component: cytosol. Lineage: Eukaryota; Metazoa; Chordata; Actinopteri; Perciformes; Gasterosteidae. Gene Ontology annotation, biological process: dCTP catabolic process; DNA protection. The record is from RefSeq and is a predicted model, not a curated record. Gene Ontology annotation, molecular function: dCTP diphosphatase activity.
ACAUAUAAUGCGUCAUUUCCGCUUUAAAAACCGGCGGGACUUCUUCACAUGUUUGCAGCGCCGCUGUUAGAUCACGUUGUUUACUGAAUAAAACAUUGCUUUUACAGACGAUUAAAACAAUAGAAUCCUUCAACAUGAUGGCUACAAACGGAAAGGACGCCUGCGGACAAAACGGCGACGACCCCUCCGUGUCUCUUAACGGCGGCAACGACACGUCCCACUCGUCGGCGGUAAACGGGAAGAAAGCCCCGUCUCGGAACGGAGGAACCGGGGAGGAGAGGUUCACCUUCAGCCCGCAGCCCACCAUGGAGGACAUCAGGCGGUUGCAGGCGGAGUUCACGGACGAGCGGGACUGGAACCAGUUCCACCAGCCCCGCAAUCUGCUGCUGGCCCUGGUCGGCGAGGUGGGCGAAGUGUCGGAGCUCUUCCAGUGGCGGGGGGAGGUGGCCGAGGGCCUGCCCGGUUGGACCGACUCGGAGCGGGAGCACCUGGCGCACGAGCUCAGCGACGUGAUGAUCUACCUGGUGGAGCUCGCCGAGAAGUGUCGCGUCGACCUCCCGCGGGCGGUGCUUCGGAAGAUGGCCCUCAACAGAGAGAAAUACCCCGCGAGCAAAGUGCACGGAUCGGCCAAGAAGUACACGGAGUACGAGGACUGAGUUCAAGUUGGGCGAUCGGACUGUUUGCAUGCUGCUGUUUGCCACGAGCUGCUGCUGCUGGACAUUUUAAAUGGCUUUUCUUCUGCGUUGACCUGUUGCAUAUCGAUGUGAAAAGGUUCUUAACGUGUGCGUGUGUUGUGAUCCACGUGUUUUAUUUGGCAUGUCACGUGGCAAUAGUUAAGUUUAAGUUUUAGCUCCUCAUUGAUCUGCGUGUGUGAAUUUAAGGCUCUGCUGUGGAUAAUUCUGUUGUGCAGUGACUUCUGGAGCGUAUUGAAGAAUAUUAUUUCUCACUGAUCUUUUUUUUUUUUUUGGAAAACAUGUUACCAAGUGAAAUGGAAAGUUGGUGUCCCAAACACUGAUAAAAUAGUAAUUUUGUUUUUGAAUUGAGGUUUAAUCAACAUGUUUUAUUCACAUCGGUGUCCCAAACACUGAUAAAAUAGUAAUUUUGUUUUUGAAUUGAGGUUUAAUCAACAUGUUUUAUUCACAUCACAACAGAAGUAAAAGCUUGCUUUAAAUUGUU